GCUGUGUUCGUUUGAAUCAUUGGAGCAGAUGGGAGACGGCUGCUCGAUAGAAUAGGAGAUGAGGACGUCUUUUCCUCCAUCCUCGUGAAGCUAACCUUUCAUAGUCAGAACGAGCAUCACCUGCCAUUCUUUCCGCUAACAUGGACAAGUAUGUCAAGGUGAAGAAAAUUGGGGAAGGUUCAUUUGGAAAGGCUGCCCUGGUCAAAUCCAAAGAGGAUGGCCACCAAUAUGUCAUUAAGGAGAUCAGCAUAUCUGGGAUGUCAGCUAAAGAGAGACAAGAAUCUCGAAAAGAAGUUGCAGUUCUUGCGAACAUGAGCCACCCGAACAUUGUCCAGUAUAAGGAGUCUUUUGAAGAGGGUGGCUGCCUGUAUAUUGUGAUGGACUACUGUGAGGGUGGAGACCUCUUCAAGAAGAUCAACUCUCAGAGAGGAAUUCUUUUCUCAGAAGAGCAAAUCCUGGAUUGGUUUGUGCAGAUCUGCUUGGCAAUAAAGCACAUCCACGACAGAAAAAUACUGCACAGGGACAUCAAAUCACAGAACAUAUUUUUGACAAAAGAUGGAACUGUGCAACUAGGGGACUUUGGGAUUGCAAGGGUGCUUAACAGCACCGUAGAACUUGCAAGAACCUGCAUUGGGACCCCUUACUACCUUUCACCAGAGAUCUGUGAAAAUAAACCUUACAACAACAAAAGUGAUAUUUGGGCUCUGGGCUGUGUCCUGUAUGAAAUGUGCACCCUUAAACAUGCAUUUGAGGCUGGAAAUAUGAAGAACCUAGUUCUGAAGAUCAUCCGUGGCUCAUAUCCUCCCGUGUCCGUUCACUACUCCCAAGAACUGCGCUCCCUUUUGGCACAACUUUUUAAACACAACCCCAGAGAAAGGCCGUCAGUCAGCAGCAUACUGGACAAACCUUUCCUUUCUUGCAGGAUCCAAAGGUUCCUCACACCACAGGUCAUUGCUCAGGAAUUUCAUCAUACUUUUAUUCACAAGCACCAUAAAAUGGGUGCACAUCAGGGGUCAUCAGCUAAGCGUCCUGCCCAUGGUUCCAUACCAUCUUCCGCAGCCAAGAUUACCAAACCAGCAUGCAAAUAUGGAGUGCCUUUAACUGCAAGAAAGGUGUCCGACGUAACCAAAAAACCUGCAGAAAGGAAACCUGCUGUUAAACAUAAACCGGCCCCCCACAGAAGAGUGAGUCAAGGGGAAGAAGAGAGGAGAAAACAGCAGGAGACUAUGAAAAAAAGAAAGCUGGAGCUGACCGAGAAAGAAAAGAAUCAGAAAGAACAGAUGUUGCUGUUGAAAGCAGAACAAGUGAAGCGGUAUGAAAAGGAAAAGAUUAGUCGCAUAAACCACGCCAGAGAGCAAGGAUGGAAAAAUGUCUUGAUCUCAAGUGUUGGCAGCCCAGAGAGGAAGUGUUAUUUAGGUGGUGGAAAAAGGGCGGCGGGUGAUCUGGAGGUGGAAACCUACCACAAUGCUCUUGACCAAAUGGCAAAACAACAGUCAGUCGACAGAGGGAUCAUCAGGGAGGGACACGGCACUCCCACUCGCAAUGUACCAGCUGCUGCUGGCCCAGUGCUGCCCAAUGGCCGUGCCCAAGCUGUAAACGCCGAAGUGGUUAAGAGACAACUACAGAGGUUGCAGCACAUUUCUAAACAAAGCCAUAUUAGCAGGCAGCGUCACUUUGCUGUUGAACGAGCCUAUCAGGUUGAGGAGUUUCUACAACGUAAAAAAGAAGCCAUGCUUUACAAAGUCCGGGCUGAAGGACAGCUGGGGACUCGCCAAAACCGGGCAGCAAUCUUUGGAGGCCAAGUUUGUUCGGCUCGGUUCACAAGACCCAAAGUCAACAAAGAGGAGGAGGAAUAUCUAGCCAGACUCAAGCAAAUCCGCUUGCAGAACUUCAACGAGCGGCAGCAGAUCAAAGCCAGACUGAGAGGAGAAAAGUAUGACAGUGACGGUUCAGACAGCCAGGAGUCGAGUGACGAGGCUCAGUUGAGGAGGAAGAAGAUAGCGGCUUUGAAAGCUCAAGCUAACGUCCGUGCUGCUGUACUGAAAGAGCAAUUAGAGAAGAAGCGGAGAGAGGCGCAUGAGAGAGAAAAAAAGGCAUGGGAUGACCAUAUCGCAGCUCGGGAAGGGAAGGUGUGCAUGGCAGCAGGAGACAUGGCUUCGGCAGGAGGAGAUUCUGCAACCUCUCAAUCCUCCAUGCCCAGCACGGGUGACAAAACUUCAGUCCUACCAGAGCCUGAACCCUCCAUUCCUGUUAUAUCCAUGACUGCUGCCCUGAAGAAUGUUGGAGCUAUUACUCCGAUAAAAGAGACCCCGCCUGCCACAGCGGCUGUUGUAGUCAUUCAGAGUGAGAAGAGGCAGAUCCUGAACAGACUUAAUCUAAAUCUAAAAGUCCAGAGCACCGUGGAUGAAGUGGAGGAGUCAGCAACCAGCCCUAAAGAGCAGAGUUCAGCUUCCCAACAGAACCAGCCUGAUGCAGAGAAUCCCCCUCCCAGUGAAGAUCAGAAGAAAAACUGGGAUCCAGCAGAACCUUCUGCGCUUCCUGCUGGUGUGCCAACUUCGGAGAAUUUCUGCGUGAUGACAACCACAGCUGCCUCAGUGCCUCCAGAAGAUCGUCCACCUUCUGGCGGAGACCGGAAGAAGUGGGAGGCAGUAGCUCCAUUUAUCCUCCCUAUAACCCAACAAACUCUGGAGGAGACAUGCAUACCAACUAUAGAGCAAACAGUGGGUGAGGUAAUGCAGAUGGGUGCGCUGCCACAAGAAGCUCAAAGGAAGGUAUGGGGACCGAGUCCAGCCUCUCAAGUACUGAAAGUGCUUCAGGAGGCAGAAGUUCAGCCACUCACUCAGCUGUUGGAGACGGUCAGCAUGUGCGAAGAGGCCUUCAGUAGCCCUGAUAAGUCCAACCAGAUAGUCGCAGGGGAAGCAGCGAGUCCAUCUAAAGAGGUUGAUAGCUCACAGUACAGGACCGCUAUUGUUCAGAGCCCAGAGGGUCCAUUGGAAAGUGCUGCUCCCGCAGAGGCCUCACAUCCAGAAAAUGCAAGUGGGAUGGAAGAGCACACGCUGCCACAAAGUCUUGCCGAUAUCCAAGAGCCAGCAGAUGUGGAAUCAAUGGUUUUGGAAGAUGUCCCUAAAGCAUCACACCCUUCGACGGGCCUGCAUCAUGCAUGGGAGAAGGAGGCUCAAGAGCCAAUGCCACCAGAGGGCGAUGCAAGCCAAGGAGAAGCAGCCACAGGCAACGCGGACGGUCCAUCACAGGGCGAGGAACCCCUGUUUACAAAGUUGCGUUCUCCAGCUCACAGACGCACAUCUGCUCUUGCCCUCCUCUCGGCUCAGUCUUCAGUGGAUGAAUCCUCCUCCUCUAUAGCGUCUCGCUCACGCUCGGUUUCGCCUCUGCGCUCCAAGCAGCACAAUGCUCUCCUCAUUGGGCUCUCUACAGGCAUGUUUGACUCCAACAACCCCAAGAUGCUGCGGACAUGCUCCCUUCCAGACCUCAGUCGAAUCUUCAGCUCUCAGCGGGACUCUGUCAUGACCACUGACGACAACGCUGCUCCAAACAGCAUCCUGGAGAAUGAGGACCAGGAUGAAGUCAAAGAUGAUGACCAGUCUGAGACAGAGGACGUGUAUGAGGAUGAAGACCUCCGGGAGAUCCGAGCAUCCAUGGAGCGACUCCUGCACGAGGAGAACGACUUAAUGAGGAACACAGCACACGAUGGGACAGGAGACUUUAAUGGAAAUCCAAAUGGUGAAGACGAAGAUCUUUUUAACAGGAUGGCAGUGGAGCUUGAGCAGGACAACAAUCAGAUGGCGGUAGGUGAUGAUGACAAUGAUGCUGACGACGUUGCUGCUGAUGAUGAUGAGGGCGAGGAAGAAGACGAAGAGGAUGAAGAUCGCUCAAAUGGGAGUCCCGGUGAUGAGGAAGCAGGAGAGUUACUCAGCAAUGGUGUGGGGGAAGGAAACAAUAGCCAGCUGAAUGAAGAAUGGCAUUCAGAUAGCAGUGAGGAGGAGGGAGAGGCUGAGCUUUAUGACAGCAUCUUCAGUCGUUUGGAGGAGCAUCGCUUUAACUUGGAGCAGCAGAUGGGCUUUGAAAAGUUCAUUGAGGCCUACAAUAAAAUAAAGGCAAUACGUGACGACGAAGAUGAUAAUAUUGACCUGGGCUCCAGUUUGGCAUUUAGCAUUUUGGGAACUGAGCACCAGCACCUGUAUCCCAAUAUCCUCCAUCUAGUGAUGGCAGAUGGUGCAUACCAAGAAGGCAAUGAUAAGUGUUUAUCGCAGUGGAGCAACUGGCAGCAAUGACAAUCUGAUGUCUUCCUGGGACCCACGGCAUUAGAAACUGAAGCUUGCUUGAUAAAUACUGUUACAGUACCCUUUUAAGUUUUGAUCAAUGGUUGAAAUUAUUUUCAUAAAUGGUGAUGAUUUACAUUUGCAUUAUUGAUUAUAUGUCCUUGUUUACCAAAAUGUUUUGUCUUUUUUUUUUUUUCUAAAAAGCAAUUAUAUCGUGAACCCUGUUGUGUUCCUCUUCAACUUAUCUGACAUUUCUCUGGGUAAAACUCAGGUGCUCUCUCCAUUCAACUGUGGAUUUCUGAUGUGAUCCAUGCUCCACACAGCCAGCUCACCUUCAGCUUUAAUGUAGCAAGAAUCCAGUGGAACUCUUUUUCUAAAAACAUCUCUUUUUUAAUCACACACACAAAAAUAUUACAGAAUGUGUUUUUAGAAUGCAAAACGAGGCUGCCUCACGGUGCCAAGGUGCUGUAGCAAGACCAGAAAUACAGUUUCUAUGUGUCACGUGCUGGGUUUAUCACAUUGAAGUUGUCUUCGGAUGAUAUAAGCAAUGGUAUGAUCAUGAAUCAUGUGAAUGUUUAUGUGAAAUAAAGAAUUAAU
This is a messenger RNA of Dunckerocampus dactyliophorus (ringed pipefish), 4874 nucleotides long. RefSeq names its product NIMA-related kinase 1 (gene nek1). The record is from RefSeq and is a predicted model, not a curated record. Lineage: Eukaryota; Metazoa; Chordata; Actinopteri; Syngnathiformes; Syngnathidae. Gene Ontology annotation, biological process: protein phosphorylation. Gene Ontology annotation, molecular function: protein kinase activity; ATP binding. The transcript is spliced from 37 exons. Bases 141 to 4289 code for a protein of 1382 amino acids.